UAGUGUUGGCAAUAAAAAAAUUCUUUUGACGAAAACAGCUUCAAAUUCAGAAUUUUUAUUUUUAUUUACAAUUUUUGCACAAUAAGCGGAAUUUGGGAGGUUUUAGAUUUUAAAGUUACAACGUUAAGAAGGGUUUUGUCUUAGAACAAAAGAUAAAUCACUGUUUUUAACGUUCUAUGAAAUAAUAUUGAUAUUUUCUCUCGAUCAAUAGCAUUUUAUUCAAGCGUUAAAACGUAAUUAUAAAUAUUUUAUCAAUCUUAAUAUAUAUAAAACAUUUCUUCGUCCGAAUUUUACGGAUGAUAUUAUUUCUUCAUUUGUGAAUAUAUUUAUCUAAUGACGAUUUCAGAUGAUGCCAAAAUGAUGGACGAAGUGGCCGGGGACGAGAUGCAAGGAGAAAUCGUCUUUCCCGGAUCGGACGAAUCGGAGAAAGAAAAUGGACCACCCAGUGGACUAGACCCUAUCCUAAAGAAUGGUCCUGAAGAUGGAUGUAUUGCUGAACCUGUAGAAGUAAGUAAAGAUGUAAGCAGCAACAACAAAGAAGUUAUCAGAAAAUCUUUGGAAGAUAAGUUGGAGAAUUCAGAAAUACAAGCUGAGAAACUUUACCCGUCAUUACAUCAUGGAACCGAUAUCCUUCUUUCCCAAACUCCUAUUCCGAAAACUUCUGUUUCUGAAUAUCCUGUUUCGGAAAUUUCUGUUUCGAAAGCUCCAGUUUUGGAAGGUCCUGUUUCGGAAGCUCCUGUUUCUACAAUCCCUAGUUCCGUAAAUAAUUCCAAAUCACAAUUGGAUUUCCGAGAUGGGAAUACAGACCUAGUAUUAGUUACCAACACAGAUGCUGAACAAGUUGAGCUAUAUCAGAAUACAAUCAAGUCUAAUGGUCAAACGAAUUUGGUUAAUUUAAUACCAGUCCAUAGAGAGACCUCGGACACAGAAUCUCAGAAUGGGUUAGACAAGGAUACAGAUUCAGAAUUGCAGAAUGAAAUUGAUAAACAGCUUCCAGACACAGAAUUAAUGAAUAAUGGGUUGUCCUUAGCGGAGCUGGAAAAGCAAAAUAGUGAACUCAUUUCUCAAGCUGAGGAUCAAAAGAAGGUGAUAGAGAUGCUAAGGGUGGAGCUCACAAGAAAAGACGAUGACCUUCUAUUCACAGAAACAGAGCUGAGGAAGACAAAAGAAAAAACGGAAAAGGAGAUGAAGAAGGUCCUGGAGGAUUCAACCAGGAAGUUCCAAGAACUCAAGAAAGCGUAUGAGCAGGCCAACCGUGAGAAGGAGAGUAUGGUGAUCAAGUACGCCAUGGGAGAGAAGGAUAUUCUUAUUGCCAAGAGGGGAAAAGAAGCCGCUGAAAAAAAAUUAAGCGACGCGUUGAAGGACAAGGAAGGUUUCCAGUACAAGAUCAAAACUCUGGGAAAUGAACGAACCCGUCUCCAGGCUCUAUGUGAUACUAGAGCUCAGGAAACGAUAGCAGCUAAGAAGGAAGGGGAAAAGUGGAAAGAAGAAGUAAAGCAAAUGGAAAGCAAGAUUUCUGCUGUAUAUUCAAAACUCAAAUUAGAAGCUGAUGCACACAGGGACACAAAAGAUAGUUUAGACCGGACCCUGAUUCAGUUAGCCGAACUUCAAGGUUCGAUUGAUAAAGUUAAAUCAGACAGCCAAGAAGUUAUUAAUAAAUACAAGCAGGACGAGAUGAAAACCAAGAGACUAGAGAAGGAGCAGGAAGUCAAGCUGAUGAUUGACUCCGUGGCUGCUCAAGAACUGGAUCAAUUAAGGAGAAAACACAAACUCUUAAUUGAGGAGAACAACGAACUCUCAGUCAAGGUGCAGGCUGCUGAGAAGGAAAGGUUAGGGUAUGAAUCUAGUAUAUCGGAGAUGAAGGUGACCCUGGAGAACCAGAAGACGGAGAUAGUCGACCUCUACGCCAAGUCUGCAGAGCUAGAGUCCGUCAAGAUACAGUUAGAUAGAGAGAUGGAGAAGUGUGCAGCUAAGGAUGGUGAAGUGACCCGGUUACGUGCUGACGCAGUGGACCUUUACGCAGAUAUGGCAGCCUGCAGGCGUAAGGAGUCCGAGUUGCUUGAAUUUACGCAGAAGUUGACGGAUAAGAAUGUGACGCUUCAAUCCGAGUUUUCUAAUACAGAACUACGGGCAAAUUUAUUAGAGGAGGAACAUUCCAGAUUGGUGAACCUAUUGGCCAAAGCUGAGACUCGGUUAUCUGAUCUUGAAUCUGAUCUGAAACUUCAAAUAUCAAAUCUAACCUCGGAGAAUUCAAGGCUUCAGGUUGAGUUGUCUGAGCGAAUAUCUGAGUCUGAGUUGGCUGUCCAGCAGGCGGUAGAUGCUAGGAACGAGGUUAAUGUUAUGCGCCGGCAGCAUACUGCUAGAAUAAGGGAACUGACCAAGGAAUUGAAUGGAGCCAAAAAACGAACUGAUCCCCAGGAUCCAGAGAGAUCCAGUUCACCAAACUUGAGUCCCAUCUCCAGAUCUAGUUCUAGUACAUCCUUACAUAAACCAGAUAUCCAGGAUAGUUCUCUGGGUUUAUUAAAACCGGUUUCUCCUAGUUUGUCAGCUAACCCUGUCUCCCCAACAAUAUCAAUGCACUCGAACAGUAGCUAUGAUGAUCGUCGAUUCGAUCAAGAUCGUCUGACAGUUCGUGAAUCUGGAGUUGGGAUGAAAAGGUGGAAUUCUGAUGUGAAUAGGAAUCAUCAGAUGGAUGGUCCUGUACCUGAUACACAAAUGCUGGUUGAGAAAAUAGUAAAACUUCAACGAUCUUGUGCUCGACGACAGGAGAAGCUUGAGUUCCUGGAGGAGCAUGUUGAGCAGCUGGUGCUUGAGGUGAGGAAGAAGAACAAGAUUAUCCAGCACUAUAUUCAUAAUAUUGAACCUGGAGCACUCGUCUCAGAACAAAGUGAUAUUCAUAAGCAAACUAUGCGAGUCCUUCUUCAAGACGAGGCUGUGAUUUCCCAGCAGGGAGGAAUUAUGUCGAGCAUUUACGGUUCUAAAGUCACAGAUUCAGGUUUAACUUUCGAGUUGUGCCUGGAGAUGAACAAGAAGUUGCAGGCUGUCCUAGAAGAUACUUUACUAAAGAAUAUCACGCUUAAGGAGAACAUGAACACUCUGGGAACUGAGAUUGCUAAAAUAUCUAUGGAGCAGCAUUCAAAAAUCAAUAAAUAGAUCUGAUUUAAAAUAGAA
Messenger RNA from Eurytemora carolleeae, 3171 nucleotides. RefSeq names its product coiled-coil domain-containing protein 186 (gene Golgin104). Lineage: Eukaryota; Metazoa; Arthropoda; Copepoda; Calanoida; Temoridae. Gene Ontology annotation, molecular function: small GTPase binding. The record is from RefSeq and is a predicted model, not a curated record. The transcript has 22 exons. Gene Ontology annotation, cellular component: trans-Golgi network. The coding region runs from base 334 to 3153 and encodes 939 amino acids. Gene Ontology annotation, biological process: vesicle cytoskeletal trafficking.